UAUCCAUCUCUUAAAAAAUGUCUUGCAUACUGUUCAAUUUUUCCCAAGGAUUUUGAAAUGGAAAGGAAUCAACUGAUCCAACUUUGGGCAGCAGAAGGAUUUCUUUAUUCAAAUCCAAGAAACAAUAUGUGUAUGGAGGAAGUUGGUAACAAGUAUUUUACCAUUUUGUUGGAUAGUAACUUGUUUCAAGAUGCAGAGGAGGAUAAGUAUGGGAAUGUUGUGAAUUGCAAAAUGCAUGAUCUUGUGCAUGAUAUGGUGCAAUCCAUUCCCAGUUCUAAAACUUUGAGGUUGACAGAGUCUGGAAGUGAUGAUCAGGGGACGUUUCCCAUUCAGUAUCUUGCACUGGAGAGAAGUGAAAAAGAAAUGCCAUUUCCUCCCUCCGAAAGGUUCAAGUGUAUUACAACAUUAUUUUUGUUGGAAGAUGUAUCACUUAAUGAUAGAGAGAUAUCAUUUUUUAUGUUGCGAGUUUUGAGUUUAAGGUCAUCAAGUGUCGAGGAGCUUCCUAAAUCAAUUGGGAAGCUAACUCAUUUGCGGUACCUUGAUUUAUCCAGACCUUCAAUCAAAAUAAUGCCAGACUCUCUUUGUCGACUUUAUCAUUUGCAGACAUUAAGAGUUGAAGGUUGCAAAUCAUUGACAAAGUUUCCAGAAAAUUUCACGAAUUUGGUGAAUUUGAGGCACUUUGAAGUGCGAAAUUGCACAAACUGCAAAGAGUUACCAACUCUUGGGCACAUGUCCUCCCUCAGAUCUCUUCACUUGGAAAGUCUUGAUGGCAUAACAAGCAUAGGACCUUCUUUUUAUGGAGAAUCAACCAUACAUAGUGGAAGCAGCAGUCAAAGUCCCCUAAAAUUGUUUCCAGCACUUGAACAUUUCAUUCUAAGGGACACGCACAGUUUGACUGAAUGGACGGAAGCAGAAGUUCAUGAUAGAGAAUUGAUGGUAUUUCCUGUCCUUGAGAUGAUAGAGAUUGAAGAUUGCCCCGAACUAGCAACUUUUCCAAGUCAUUUUCCAAGUCUCAAGAAAUUGCACAUCGAUUUGACUAAGAAUGGGUCAGCAGUAAUGGAAUAUAUCCGCAGCGGAGUUAGCACUCUCACUAGUCUUAGCCUUUUGUAUGUGACUGGGUUCACUGAGCUACCAAAUAUGUUAUUUCAAAACAAUCUAAAUCUUGCACAUCUCCGGUUAAGAAGUUGUCGUGAUUUGACCCAUUUCUUGGAUUUUCCGUCUGAUGUUCCUCAAACUUUAGAAGGUCCAAAUUCCCAAACAGUGCUUGAGUUGAGCCAACCACACACUUGUAUUGACAAUAGUUCUACUCAACGUUUGGUUGGUCUUGAGUCCCUUGAGAAAUUACUUGUUCGAUUUUGCAAUUCACUCAAGUCGAUUUCAAUCCCCAAGGGAGACAAGUACCUCACUGCCUUGCGAGAAUUAGAAAUUUCCGAUUGCAAUAGGUUAACCCACUUGUCCAUCCCCCAGCUAUCUGAGUCAGAGUGGGAUUCCACUUCUCCGCCCUCCCUCUCCGCUACUUCUCCUCCUCCUCUUCUACCUCUCGAGAAAUUGAAAGUAAACGGCUGCUUCGAUCUGAUCUCCUUUCCAAUUGAUUUAACCCGAACACCUUCUCUCUCUUCCCUAGCCAUAUCAAGUUGUCCCAAAAUAACGGACUUGCCCAAGGGGAAGCUUUGUUCUCUUACAAGCUUGAGAACCUUAGACAUUGGACCAUUCUCAGAAACCACAGAGUUGCAUUCCUUCCUAUACCUCUUUGACGCUCUCCCACCACCGCACCCCUACUUCCCCUCCCUUUCAGAAUUAAUUCUGCGUGGAUGGUCUCAUUGGGAAUCUCUGCCCGAGCAACUUCAGCGCCUCUCUGCCGUAACAACUCUUUGUUUAAGUGGUUUUGGAGUGAAAUCAUUGCCCGAUUGGUUUGGGAAGCUUUCGUCACUUGAACAACUUUGUCUCUUGGAUUGUGAAAAGCUAGAGAAUUUACCCUCUCACCAAUCUAUGAGAAGCCUCACCAGACUAAGAAAGCUGGACAGUCGCGGGUGCCCCCUUCUAAAGGAAAGAUGUAAACCAGAGAGCAGCAGUAGCAUACCGUAAUUGUUUAGCAGCAAAUCAGAGGCUAAUCCCCAUUUGAAGCUCAUAAAUAACGUCAGUUUUCCCAAUUAAAGCUACUAGCCUAACUUCUACUCAAUAAUUGAUGCGAACUAUUUUUCCUUCGUCCUGUGCGCUUUUGCUUUCUAGGUUGUCUUGAACAAAAUCUAGAGUCCUGAUACGUUGUUUAAAUAGCUUGAUCACUUAGAUGAAGUUUGAAUUUGGCUAUAUUGUGGGUGCAAAAGGGUUUCUGACCUUAGUAACCUGAUGUUAAUCUAUUCAUAACAAAUUUGGCGCAACCAAAAACAUUGAGAUGCUGGGUUCCAAGGAACAAAAGUCAAGUUUAAUGAAUUAGAAUAAUUUAGCCAGCUACUUAUCCUCUUAUAUUGAUGUUAGUAUUAACUACUCAAGAUCUAAAUCUACACUUCAUUCCUUUAAAAAGUAAGCGCUCAUUUAUGUUGUAAUCUUCUAAGAAUUGAAUGUUACUAAUUUUUCUAACUUUGUUGGUGCCUGAUGGUAGCUACUUUUUGGCUCAAAGAACACUCUGUGAACAGCAGAGUCAUUGCACAUAUUGAGGAACCUCUUCUAUAUCUGGCCUAGUUCAAGACCUCCCAAGAUUGAGGUCUUAACUAGCCUAGUUCAAAACCUCCUUCACAGUUGCACUACAAAAAGUAAGCAGAAAGCUUCCUUUGUUGGAGGGAUUUAUCUGGGCUCUCUCCCAAGAGGAAGAUUCUUGCACUUUAAUUCCAUAUAGAGAACGUUAAAUUACAAUUCAGCAUGAGUGUAAUGCUUUCUACAGUGGUGUAUGCUUACUAUGCAGCUCCUGAUCU
Messenger RNA from Coffea eugenioides, 2909 nucleotides. RefSeq names its product putative disease resistance protein RGA3. The coding region runs from base 58 to 2085 and encodes 675 amino acids. Lineage: Eukaryota; Viridiplantae; Streptophyta; Magnoliopsida; Gentianales; Rubiaceae. The transcript is spliced from 3 exons. The record is from RefSeq and is a predicted model, not a curated record.